This is a messenger RNA of Neurospora tetraspora, 991 nucleotides long. RefSeq lists its product as uncharacterized. Bases 219 to 860 code for a protein of 213 amino acids. Lineage: Eukaryota; Fungi; Ascomycota; Sordariomycetes; Sordariales; Sordariaceae. The transcript is spliced from 2 exons. The record is from RefSeq and is a predicted model, not a curated record.
CGAACUUCACAACCAAAUCCAUUUCUUCCUUCAUCACUGCCUCCCUCGCUGUCUGGUACAUCACCAUAUCCAUCACCAGCACCUAGUCUAGGUAGGCGGCACCAGGAAGCUACCAACUAGGUACCCAGGUGACAGCACCAACACCACAACACACGAUAUAUCCAAAACCAACUUUUUUCAACCCAGGACUAUACUGAUCAUCGAUACCGCAAGCAAAAAUGCAACCAUUCCUCUCCGGAGAAACAACUCUCGCCCUCCUCCUCACCCUCUUGACCCUCCUCCUCUUUGCCGCAGCUGGCGAUGAACAUCCAUACGAACCGUCCCAUCAUAACUUUUCCGCUCGUGUCGAGAAGCAACGGUCAAGUGUGGAACUUGACACCCGACCACCAGUACAAGUGGAGGAGUUGACUAUCAGAUUGGAUGCCCUACAACAUGAACAUCAAAGUGGGGAGAGUGGAAAUGUUGAGCGGGGAGAAAGUAGGACAGAGGUUGUCAAACGGAGUAUCCAUAAAGCACCACGUAACUCGAAACCCUCAUCAUACCUCCCGUCUCGCCUCCGGCCUCGCAACUUGCAGAUCCUUGCGGCGUUGCUAAGUCACCAGAGCUUAUAUACGAUGAUAAAUAUGCCGGUGCUCAAGUCUGACUUGAGUUGGUUACUUGGGGGGUUGGGGUUGCCUUUGGUGAGAACGGUGCGAGGGCAGUCGCUGCGGUCAUUGCAUUGUCAACGGAAGGUGAAAAUUGGUGGUAAUGAGGGGGUAGUUGGACAGUGGCAACGGGAAAGUCGUGGUGAGGAGCCUGAUGAACUUCAACUUCAGGGUUUGAGAAAUGUCGGUGGGAGAGUGGUCGAGGUUGGUGAUUAAAGCUCCGGUUAAGGGAGCCCAGUAACGAGUGGAGAGUGAGGCGAAAACUGGUAGUGAUCCACCCCCAUGGUCUGUCAAAUCCUUGAUCGUCGUUGUUGAAUCCGUGCCCUUAAGAUUACCUUUCCGAUGGU